Molecule: messenger RNA, 1943 nt
Organism: Sinocyclocheilus anshuiensis
Lineage: Eukaryota; Metazoa; Chordata; Actinopteri; Cypriniformes; Cyprinidae
Product: splicing factor 3A subunit 1-like
Exons: 12
Coding region: 1-1602 (533 amino acids)
Biological process (GO): mRNA cis splicing, via spliceosome; regulation of alternative mRNA splicing, via spliceosome
Cellular component (GO): U2 snRNP; U2-type prespliceosome; catalytic step 2 spliceosome
Molecular function (GO): protein binding; RNA binding
Source: RefSeq, a predicted model, not a curated record
AUGCCGCCUGGGCCUGUGCAGAUCAUGCAGCCGGAGCUGAAUAACAAGAACCCUUUCACACUUACGAGGUCUGGUUUUGUAUUUCAGCCACAUGAGCAAGGCAAUUUCCCUCCUCCCACUACUCCUGAGGAGCUGGGCGCUCGUAUCCUGAUCCAGGAGCGUUAUGAGAAGUUUGGAGAGAGUGAGGAGGUGGAGAUGGAGGUUGAGAGUGAAGAUGAAGAGGAUGAGAGAGUGGGCAGGGUGGUAGGACAUGCAACUCAGUUAGACCAGGACACACAGCUGCAGGACAUGGACGAGGGCUCUGAUGAAGAGGAUAAUGGCAUGAAGGCUCCUCUACCCCCUGAUAACCCUGUGCCACCACCUCUGCCUCCCACCCCGGACCAGGUUAUCAUCCGCAAAGACUAUGACCCCAAGGCCUCUAAGCCUCUGCCUCCUGUGGUCGCCCCUGGAGAGUACCUCAUCUCUCCCAUCACUGGUGAGAAGAUCCCAGCCAGUAAGAUGCAGGAGCACAUGCGCAUCGGCCUGCUGGAUCCCCGCUGGCUGGAGCAGCGUGACCGCAGCAUCCAUGAGCGUCAGAUCGAGGAGGAGGUGUACGCUCCGGGCCUGGACAUUGAGAGCAGCCUGAAGCAGCUGGCCGAGAGACGUACAGAUAUCUUCGGUGUGGAAGAAACGGCCAUUGGUAAGAAGAUCGGAGAGGAGGAGAUACAGAAACCAGAGGAGAAGGUCACAUGGGACGGUCACUCAGGCAGCAUGGCUCGUACCCAGCAGGCGGCUCAGGCUAACAUCACCCUGCAGGAGCAGAUUGAAGCCAUCCACAAAGCUAAAGGUCUAGUGCAGCAGGACGACACCAAGGAGAAGAUCGGCCCCAGCAAGCCCAACGAGAUUCCUCAGCCGCCCUUGCCAUCAGUAGCCCCCAGCCUACCCAAACCCACCCCACCCAUUAGCAUCACACCUGCUAUGGCACCUCCAGUGCGGACCACCUUGCUCCCUGCUGUUCCUGUCAUACCCAGACCUCCAGUGGCCCCUAUGGUGCGGUUGGCCCCUGGGCAAGUUCUGGCCCCCAUGCCACCCAUGCUGCAUGCCCCACGCAUCAGUGUGGUGCCCAUGCCACCCUCUGCAUCCCAUAUUAUGGCACCCAGACCUCCACCGAUGGUGGUUCCUACUGCAUUUGUACCUGCUCCCCCUGUGCCUCAACCUCCCAGCGCUGUUGCCGCCCCCAUGCCUCCUGCCCAUCCUCCACCUCCUCAUGAGGACGAGCCUUCCAGCAAGAAAAUGAAGACCGAAGACAACCUGAUUCCAGAAGAGGAGUUCCUGCGCAGGAACAAGGGACCUGUUGCAGUCAAGGUCCAGGUGCCCAACAUGCAGGACAAGACAGAAUGGAAGCUGAGUGGCCAAGUGCUGAACUUCAGCCUGCCUCUCACAGACCAGGUGUCUGUCAUCAAGGUUAAGAUCCAUGAAGCCACUGGUAUGCCGGCUGGAAAACAGAAACUGCAGUACGAGGGAAUUUUCAUCAAAGAUUCCAACUCUCUGGCCUAUUACAACAUGAACAAUGGAUCUGUCAUCCAUCUGGCCCUUAAGGAGAGAGGAGGAAGGAAGAAGUAGAUCGCUCAUCUCCUCUUUUUCAAUCCUCCACAUUAAUUAUUGUGCUUAUAAUCCUGUUACUUUUGUACACUUAAAAGAACUUGUGCUGUGCUCUGUAGAAAAACAAUUCAAAGUAAUCAGUGUCUUGUGAUUAUCCUACAUUCAGUGCAUGAAUAAUUAAAUAACACAGAACAUUUAAUAUUGUCUCCAAGCAAACUGCCCUUUUUUAGUCUCACUUUUCAUUGAGGUGAUUGUGUUAAAUAUUUGCAAAUCUAAAGUUUAGCUUUGAAACAUUACAUUUUGUCGGAUGCAUAAUAAAUACUUGUCUCUUUGGAAAACCUACCUAAUAAAUUUCAGUAAGA